This is a messenger RNA of Nerophis lumbriciformis (worm pipefish), 1233 nucleotides long. The record is from RefSeq and is a predicted model, not a curated record. Lineage: Eukaryota; Metazoa; Chordata; Actinopteri; Syngnathiformes; Syngnathidae.
AUGCUGCAGGAUUGCAAUGGGAAGGAAAACCCGCUACGAGCGCCGAUCGCCGAAGCCGAACACUCGCCGACCGAGGACGCUACACUACAGCCACCGCCGCCCCGGCCUCCUCAAGCAGCCGCUGCCUCGGCCACCGAACAGACGCAUUUUCCUUUGCCCGGAAAUACCAAACUGGACAUCAAAAGACACGCAGUGACGCAAGAUUAUAAAAUAUCCAGUCAGGUACUGGGUUUGGGGAUCAAUGGCAAAGUUCUACAGUGUUUCAACAAGAAGACUGGACAGAAGUGUGCGCUCAAGAUCCUCUAUGACAGCCCCAAGGCAAGGCGGGAGGUGGAGCUUCAUUGGACAGUGUCUGGAGGACCGCAUAUUGUUGGAAUCCUGAGCCUGUAUGAAAACAUGUAUCAUGGGAAGAAGUGCCUCCUUAUCAUCAUGGAGUGUAUGGAGGGGGGAGAACUGUUCAGCCGCAUCCAAGCCAGAGGAGACCAGGCUUUUACAGAGAAAGAGGCGUCUGGGAUUAUGAGGGACAUUGGAACGGCCAUUGAGUUUCUGCAUAGUAUUAACAUAGCACACAGAGAUAUCAAGCCUGAGAAUCUACUGUACACCUCAAAGCACAGUAAUGGGGUUCUGAAACUAACGGACUUUGGCUUUGCAAAAGAGACCACACAACACAACCCACUUCAGACCCCCUGCUACACACCAUACUAUGUGGCACCGGAGGUUUUAGGUCCUGAGAAAUAUGACAAGUCAUGUGACAUGUGGUCCUUAGGUGUCAUCAUGUACAUCCUGUUGUGCGGGUUCCCUCCCUUUUAUUCCAACACGGGUCAAGCCAUUUCACCAGGGAUGAAGAGGAGAAUCAGGAUGGGUCAGUAUGAAUUCCCCAACCCAGAGUGGGCUGAUGUUUCACAGGAAGGGAAAAGUUUGAUUCACCAGUUGCUGAAGACAGACCCCAAUGAAAGAAUGACGAUCAGUCAGUUUAUGAACCACCCCUGGAUCAGUCAAUCCAUGGUAGUCCCCUCUACUCCGCUACACACUACUCGAGUGUUGACUGAGGACAGGGAGAUGUGGGAAGACGUGAAGGAGGAGAUGACCAGCGCUUUGGCAACCAUGCGUGUCGACUAUGACCAGGUGAAAAUUAAGGACCUGGACACGUCCAGCAACCCCCUCCUCAACAAGAGACGCAAGAAAGCUGCUGCAGGAGCCAAGGGAAACUCCACAGUCUGCCAAAGUCAGUGA